AUGAUUAUCGAUGAAGUCUUCCAAGCAUUUGGCGAGGGUGCAUUUGUUUUUGGUCCAUUUUGGGAUAACGUUUUGGGAUAUUGGGAGGCAAGCUUAAACAACCCUCGAAGAUUCAUGUUCUUACAAUAUGAGGAUCUUAUAAAAGAUAUCAAUUCUGCUGUGAAAAAAAUUGCAGAAUUCUUGGGAUGUGGUUUCAUGGAGGAGGAAGAGAAUGAAGGUUUGGUUGAGGAGAUAGCUAAGCUUUGCAGUCUCCAGAAUCUCAAGAACUUAGAGUGCAACAAAAAUGGUGAAACCGAAACUCAUGGGCAUAAAAGUAAACACAGUUCGUAUUUUAGGAAGGGAAAAGUUGGAGGUUGGGUUGAUUUUCUCUCUCCGGAUAUGGCAGAACGCCUUCAGAGCUUGAUGCAAGAUAAGUUGGCGGGAUCUAGUUUGACUAUGAAAAUUCAAGGUUCAUAA
Molecule: messenger RNA, 456 nt
Organism: Oldenlandia corymbosa var. corymbosa
Lineage: Eukaryota; Viridiplantae; Streptophyta; Magnoliopsida; Gentianales; Rubiaceae
Source: the annotation of a GenBank genome assembly